UCGAAAGAGUACGAGUGGCUACUGCUGCGCCGCGGAGGACGACUGGUGCGAGAUAAGACCCACUCGAUCUGAUAACAAACACGAGGUCGGGCGUUGUUGUGUGCGUCGAUCAGCCGCUGCGUUCCGAUUCAAAUUUUAUGUGCUUUCGUCGUCCGUCGAGUCGCAAAACCCAAGAGCACCAUCUGCACGCCCUCCUGCGCGCGUGUGUCACGUCACCGCCGUUGAAUGUUAAUCGUCGACGUCUGCAUGAAUGGAAGAAACGCUGACCAAAUUGUCCGGCAGCGCCGACAGCAUAGAGGCCGCCGACUGGCAGUUGCCGCUGUGUUUCACGAAAAAAAGGCACACCGAAGAAAUCAAAUGUGUCGACGCCGUGGUCAGCUCUUGGCGGCUCAAGGAACGGAUGAAAACUGUGAGCGUCGCACUCGUCCUGUGUCUAAAUGUGGGUGUAGACCCUCCGGACAUUUUCAAAAUACAGCCGUGUGCUCGUCUAGAAUGUUGGAUAGACCCAUUGAUGAUGGUUUCCCAAAAGGCAUUGGAAGUAAUCGGAGGAAAUUUACAAAAACAGUACGAGAGGUGGCAACCGAGAGCGCGUUACAAACUAUCGUUAGACCCAACUAUAGAGGAAGUAAAAAAAUUAUGCGUUUCCUUGAGACGAAAUGCAAAAGAAGAAAGGGUACUUUUUCAUUAUAAUGGGCAUGGUGUACCAAAACCUACAUCAAAUGGUGAAAUUUGGGUAUUUAAUAGGGCAUAUACUCAAUACAUUCCUUUGUCCAUAUAUGAUUUGCAAUCAUGGAUGGGUUCUCCAUCUAUAUAUGUUUAUGAUUGUUCUAAUGCUGGAAUGAUUGUAAAAUUGUUUAACCAAUUUGCCGAACAACACGAAAAAGAAAUGUUGCAUGAUGCUACCCAAAAUCCAUUAUUUUUACUUCCUGAAGGAGGACCUUCUUUUAAAAAUUGCAUUCAACUUGGUGCGUGUCAAAUAGAUCAAACCCUUCCAAUGCAUCCAGAUUUGCCUGCUGAUUUGUUCACUUCUUGCCUGACUACACCAAUUAAAAUGGCUGCUCGUUGGUUUGUAAUGCAAAAUAUGUCAAAAUAUGGCUCAAAAUUAUUUCUUGAAUUUGUUGACAAAAUCCCGGGUACAUUAAAUGAUCGACGGACAAUGUUGGGAGAAUUGAACUGGGUAUUUACUGCAAUCACUGAUACAAUAGCUUGGAAUGUUUUGCCUCGAGAUACUUUUCAAACAUUAUUUCGGCAAGACCUUUUAGUUGCUAGUCUACUAAGAAAUUUCUUAUUGGCUGAACGUAUUAUGAGAACUUAUGACUGUGAACCAGUAUCUUCACCUAAACUACCACCAAUGCAUAAUCACCCUAUGUGGCAGUCAUGGGAUCAUAUUUUAGACUUAUGUUUAUCUCAAUUACAACGUGUCCAAGAUCACGGUGAUGGUUUAUUUGUUCGUACAACAUUUUUUGAGGAGCAAUUAACUGCAUUUGAAAUUUGGCUUGACCACACAGCUUGUUUACCUACACAACAACGUAGUGUACCCGAACAGCUUCCCAUUGUACUUCAAGUUCUUUUAAGUCAAGCACAUAGACUUCGAGCAUUAGAUUUGUUAGGUAGAUUUUUAGAUUUAGGACCAUGGGCUGUAAACUUGACUUUAUCUGUAGGAAUAUUUCCAUAUAUACUAAAAUUAUUGCAGAGUUUUGCUGUUGAGUUGCGACCAAUGUUAGCUUUUAUUUGGGCAAAAAUAAUGGCUGUAGACCAUACUUGCCAAACUGAUAUUGUUAGAGAAAAUGGUUUUAAGUAUUUUUUUCAAUUGGUUGAAGAUAUACAAUUGCCUGAAGAACAAAGGAUGUUAGGAGCUGUUGUUUUAUCUCGUCUGAUGCAAAACUACAGGAAUGGCCAACAAUUAGGACUUAAGAACAAUUUAGUGUGCAUAUGUCUUGAACAAUUAGCCAAUGCUAGUCCUCCUUAUAAACAAUGGUUGACAUUAUGCCUUGCUCAACUAUGGGCUGAUUAUGAUAAAGCUCGAUGGGUUGGUGUACGGGAUACAGCACAUGAAAAACUUUAUCUGUUAUUAGAAGACAAAAUACCCGAAGUUCGUGCUGCAGCAGUUUUUGCUCUUGGUACUUAUGUUAGCUGUGAUAAAGACCGUAGUAAUCAUGCGUUGAAUGUUGAUCAAAGUAUUGCUCUAACUCUACUGAAUACAGUUGCAAAAGAUAUGAGUCCCAUGGUUAGAGAGGAAGUCAUCAUUGCUCUUCAGUGGACUGUUAUUGCUUUUGAAAGGUAUUUUUUAGAAAUAGCAUUGCAGGAUCAAACUGAAAAACAAUAUGGAUCUUUUUAUAAAAGUCCAAAUGGCAGUUCAAAGACAGCCAGCCUAUCAAGAAUGGGCUCUAAAGAGAAGCUCUUGUAUUCAUCUACUAGUCCAAUUGUCACUGUGAUUUUACCUCAAACUUCUCCUAGUCUUAGCACUUCAGAUGAAAUGCCAGAAGAAAUCAAGUCUGAAUAUUUAAGGCGUACAAAUUCAUCCUCAUCAAUAGUUACCUUAGAUACUUAUCAAUCAACUGCAGCCUAUAAUAAUGUACACUCACAAUUAUGGAAGGGCUUAACUGCUUUGGAACAUGAUAUUUUUCCAGAUGUUGCUGCUACUGCACAGAAAUUAACUAAAUACAUUAGGCAGAAACUUAAAAACAGACCAGAUAGUCGUGCAUCACAUUCUUUACCUGCGUCUCCAUCAUCAAGAAGUUAUCUCAGUCAAGGAGAAUCUCCUCCUUUAUCUGUUAACGACCUUCAUUCUCAACAUAAGACACCCAUGGUACAACAUAGAUCCAACUCAAGAACAAGAAAAAUUGUACCAAACACUAUUGUAGAAGAAUCUUCUGUGCUGUCAUCAUCAUCUUCGCCUCCAAAUGUAGAAAGUGAUGGUGAAAAAGAUACUAAAAAUAAAACCAAGACUAUAUUGAGAUCUCAAUUUUUUGAAUGGGUGUCUAAAAACUUUGCUCAUCCAUUGAGUGGAUUGAAUGAUGGAGGUGACUUUGAGAGUGCCAUAUACUAUGAACGCGAUUGGAGGUAUACUCGAAAUAUGGCUCUUCGCAAAGAAGCACAAGAAGAACAAAACAAAGUGAAUAACUUAAAUUGUAAAAUAGAACAUCAAAUAUUUUCAUCAAAAUGUAAACAAUCACCUAAUUCAUUAGUCUUUCAUCCAUAUGAUCCACAUGUAGUUGUAGCUACUAAAGAUUAUUUAACAGUGUGGGAUUAUCAAAGUAGCUAUAAAUUAAGUCAAUGGAAACCUGAUCUCAGAAAUCAUAAUCUUGAUUUAUCAUAUAGAUCAGCACCACACUUAUCUGUAGUUGAACUAAUUAACAGUCAUGAUGUUUCAUUAAUAUUGGCUGGUUAUAAUGAUGGAAAUAUUCAGGUUUGGUCUCAAUUCAUUGAUGGUCCUCCUAAAUUGGUUUCUGGUUGGCACGCAUUACCUAUUUGUAAAAGUCCUAGUUUCGAGAGCUCUUCAAUGGCACUCCAAUGGGAUCAAAGAUCUUGCCAUCUAAUCUGUGCAGGUGAUUCAAGAGUCAUAAACAUUUGGGAUAUUGAAACUGAAACUAAAUUAACAGCCUUAUCCACUGGAGUUAAUGCUUCUGUGACGAGUCUCUCCAUGCAAUUAAAAGAAAAUAAUAUAUUUGCUGCUGGUUGUAAAGAUGGUUCCAUUAAAGUAUUUGAUAAAAGGCUACCACCAGAUGAAGCUAGAAUAGCCUCUUUUAUUGGACAUCAUAGUAAAAUACUUACCUUAAGGCUACAAGAUGCUUCUGUAGUAUCUGCUAGUGCUUAUGGGGAUAUCAAAACAUUUGAGUUUGGUCAAAGUGCAUCACAGCGAGAAUUUCAUGUCAAUAAUAUGCACUCUGCAUCCAUUCAUUCAAUGUGCAAUAUAAUAGCAUGUAGUGUAAAUCAAAUGUUAUUGUUCUACAACACAGAGGGUCAAUUAUUGAACUCAUUGAAGUUAUCAGAUUGGUUCAUGAGUUCACGUUAUCCACCGUUAAGGACCACUACAUUUCACCCUCAGAAAGUUUUGCUUUCUACUGGCGCUAUGGAUGGAACAAUAGCAUUAUAUUCAAUUGAUCCCAAAAGAUAAUGAAUGUAGUUUAUACACUUGUUUUUUUUCUGUUAAUUCAUUUUUGUUAUUGUUCUUUUUCUAACACUUUAAAUAUUCAUGACACUCUUUUAUUGUGCUCAAAGAUCGAUAUUUGACUGAACAUUGAUUUUUUAUGUACUUAGUAUUUUUCUGUACAUAAAAAAUUAUCUUAUUAUUUU
Sipha flava (yellow sugarcane aphid) is the source of this 4296-nucleotide messenger RNA. It is a transcript of the gene raptor, whose product is annotated as regulatory-associated protein of mTOR. The record is from RefSeq and is a predicted model, not a curated record. Gene Ontology annotation, molecular function: protein-macromolecule adaptor activity; protein binding. Gene Ontology annotation, cellular component: TORC1 complex; cytoplasm. Gene Ontology annotation, biological process: positive regulation of protein serine/threonine kinase activity; regulation of autophagy; cellular response to starvation. The coding region runs from base 251 to 4117 and encodes 1288 amino acids. Lineage: Eukaryota; Metazoa; Arthropoda; Insecta; Hemiptera; Aphididae. The transcript has 25 exons.